CUUAUCUGAAUUGAUCAGACAUUUGCCUCUGAAUAGUUAAGCAAUAUACUAGCUCUUAAUGGUUCAGACCUCUUACUGGUUCAACACUUAAUGGUUCAGACCUCUUACUAGUUCAGCACUUACGUAUUCAGAGAAUAAUGAGCUCUUAAUGAAAAAUCAUAACAUGAGGCCCACCGGUUGUAGCCCUACAAAUUUUGGCCAUCCUGAUCGUGGUUCAGCACCAGAAUCAAAUGUUAUCCAAGGUGGUGCACGCGGACACUUUAAACGUGGACGCGGAAAUAACCGCAACAAAGGGCCAUAUAGGGGAUAUAAACAUCCAAAUGAAUCAUCCUCCAAAGGAAAGGGAAAAUUUAAACCACCACAAUCUAAAACUCAUGAAAAGCCAAAACCAAGUGGUGAAUGCUAUAAAUGUGGCAUAAAAGGACAUUGGGCUAAUGAAUGUCGAACGGCAAAACACUUGGUAAAAUUAUACCAAGCUUCCACAAAAGGAAAAGCAAAAAGUGUGGAGGCUAAUUAUGCUGAUGAUAUCAAUCCAAUUUUUCCUAAAUUUGACGGGUCCGAUUUCUACAAGGAUGAUGCUGAAAUUGGUGAUGAGGUGGCCUUUGGUGGAACUACUACUGUUUAAAUAUUUUAAUUUACACUGUUAUGGUGUGUUUACUUUUAAAAUAAAUGUUUAAAAUCUGUACUUUAAUUUUCAUGUGUACUUGUAUUAUUAUGUCUGUUCUAAAAAAUUAUAAUAAAAUGUAUGAUAUUUGUGUUAAUUAUCUUGAACUUAUAUUUAUUUAUAUAUUUAUUUAUAUUCAAGAUAUGGAGAUAACUGCUUAUGGCUCCAGUGGCAAAGAACAAUGUCUAAUUGACAGUGCCACAACGCACACCAUUUUGAGAAACAAAGAAUAUUUUUCUCAAA
Cuscuta campestris is the source of this 907-nucleotide messenger RNA. The record is from the annotation of a GenBank genome assembly. NCBI's taxonomy places the organism in Eukaryota, Viridiplantae, Streptophyta, Magnoliopsida, Solanales, Convolvulaceae.